This is a messenger RNA of Erinaceus europaeus (western European hedgehog), 3130 nucleotides long. Its product is annotated as zinc finger protein 501-like. The transcript has 4 exons. Gene Ontology annotation, biological process: regulation of DNA-templated transcription. The record is from RefSeq and is a predicted model, not a curated record. Bases 917 to 2167 code for a protein of 416 amino acids. Lineage: Eukaryota; Metazoa; Chordata; Mammalia; Eulipotyphla; Erinaceidae. Gene Ontology annotation, molecular function: RNA polymerase II cis-regulatory region sequence-specific DNA binding; DNA-binding transcription factor activity, RNA polymerase II-specific.
GUCCCAGAGUUGGGGGUUGGUUGCCCAGGCCCCACCUCUGGUACCAGGAAUGCACGAAAUAUUAUGGUCGCCGGAGAUCUAGCUGGCUUGGAGUUUAUAUACAAUUACUGUAUAUACCGGGCGACUUUGUCAGGCUUGGGGUGGGGGGGGCGAAGGCAGCACAGCAUCCCCCCCCGUGCCGGGCUCCCACCUGUGCCCGCACCUGGCACCUGGCACAGCCGGUGCUCCCCCGCCGAGCUGCCUCUCAGGCCCCAGAUCCAUAGUUUCCAUUUGCCUUUGCCCAGAACUCAGCUCUGGCUUAUGGGAGUGCUGGGGGCUCAAACCAGGGGCCUUUCUUUUCUUUUUUUUUCAUUACUUAUUAUUUACUCCCUUUUGUUGCCCUUGUUGUUUUAUUGUUGUUGUUAUUGAUGUCGUCGUUGUUGUUGGAUAGGACAGAGAAAUGGAGAGAGGAGGGGGAGAGAAAGACAGACACCUGCAGACCACCUGUGAAGCGACUCCCCUGCAAGUCUCUCUGUAAGCCAGUCCUGGUCACCUUUGGAGAAAAAGAAGACGCCCUGUGAUCCCAAGAGAGAAGGUAGUCACACACCCAGCUCUGGAUUUUGGUCAGACUGCUUGGUGUGUGUGCUUUCAGACAUCAGGCAGCGGCUCCUGCUUCUGUUCUCUGGUGGUGCAUCAUUCUAUACAUCUUUUUACAUCACUGAGACCUGUUCAUCACAGUUACCUACGGAAGAUUUAUUGAGGUAGUUUUUUGGGAAAAUACAGAAGCUGUGGCUUUGACAGACAUGGAAGAACCUAGAAUGUAAGGGGAAGAAUUCAAUUAUUGUAAAGAUACCCAAUCUCACUUAGCUACCUGUAGUAAGAAUCUCACUGCCAAAAGUGAUCGAGGAUAGAAAACAUCUUGGGAACUAUUUCAGUUAUGUUUCCCGAGAACCACUAUAAAUGUGCGAAAGAGUCUUAUCAAAUGUUAGACCUUAUUAUAAAUCAGAAUAUCCGUAUUAAAGAGGAGCCUUGUGAAUUUGAGGAAUGUGGUGAGACUUUUAACCAGCCUUCAGCAGUGCCUCACCCUGGUAAUACUGAUUUGGAGAAAAACACGUUCAUAUGUAACAUAUGUGGCAAUGUCUUUAAUGGGUGGUAUGACCUAAAAAUCCAUAAAAAAAUUCAUACUGGAGAGAGACCCUACAAAUGUAAGGAUUGUGGCAAAUGCUUUAAGCAGUGCUCCGAACUGAAUCGACACUACAGAAGUCACACUGGAGACAAACCCUACAAAUGUAAUGAAUGUGGAAAAUGUUUCAUCCAGUCCUCAACCCUCACUGUCCAUCAGCGAAUCCACACGGGAGAGAAACCUUACAAGUGUAAGGAAUGCGGUAAAGCCUUCAACCAGUCUUCAAAACUUACUCAGCAUUACAGAAUCCAUACUGGAGAGAAACCUUACAAAUGUCGAGAAUGCGGUAAGUCCUUUACAGAUUCCUCAAGUCUCACCCAUCACGAGAGAAUUCACACAGGAGAGAAACCUUACAUAUGUAAAGAAUGUGGUAAGGCCUUCAGCUCUAACUCCAAACUCACUCUGCAUCAGAGGAUUCACACGGGGGAGAAACCUUACAAGUGUAAGGAAUGUGGUAAAGCCUUCAGCCGGUCCUCAAACCUUAGCGGCCACCAGAAGUUUCACGCUGGACUUCAGAGGUAUCCUAACGGAGAGAAAACGUACAAGUGUAAAGAUUGCGGGAAAGCUUUCAGGCGGAGCUCAAACCUGACAGAGCAUCAGCGAGUCCACACAGGAGAGAAACCUUACAAAUGCAAGGAAUGUGGGAAAGCCUUUAGCCGGUCCUCAAACCUGGCCGGGCAUCAGAGGGUUCAUACGGGCGAGAAGCCCUAUAAAUGUAAUGAGUGUGGCAAGAGCUUUAGCCGGACCUCAUGUCUUAACCGUCAUCAGGUCACUCACACCGGAGAGAAACCCUACCGGUGUGACCAGUGCGGCAAAUCCUUUAGCCAGUGCUCGAGCCUCACUCAACAUAAGAGAAUCCAUUACUUCAGAGAGAGCCUGCAGAAUUGUGGAGGAACCUUUAUGCCAGUGUCUAGAUUCACUCAACAGCAGAAUAUUUAUACUAAGGAAAAACUGCUAAGUAUGCAAGACGUGGCAAAGCCUUUCUCGACAUCACAGAAUCCGUAAUGUGUAGAAACCCCACCCGUGUAAAGGUGGAAAAAAAUGGCUUUUUUAAAAUACAGAUUUUGGAAGACAAAAAUAUGUUUAAAAAGUAUUUAAUUUAAAACUGUGUCUACAUUUAUGUUAGAGCAUGGGUCUUGCAUGUCUUAGACCCUAGGUUCAGUUCUCUGACACCACACAUACCAAACCUGAGCAUUGUUCUGGUCUCUGAUUUUCCUUUUAAAAAAUAAACUAAGUUCUUUGUUAAAAAAAUAAAGAAAAAGAAAGAAAGAAACGCAUCAGAUGCAAAGGCUUACACUAUCACCACCACACCCUCCCCACACACAUAUCCAUGGGGGCUACCACAAAAAGGUAGCCGAUUAAUGGGGAGAAGAUACUUGUAUAUCACAUAUCUGACAAGGGGUUGAUAACUAAGAAGUACAACUAAACAAAUAGUUGAGAAACAUAAAAAAAGUGGACAAACUAUCCAAAGAAGAUGAGUGGCCAAAGACGCUUGGAAAAAAAGCUUCCACAUCACUUACUAGAGAAAUGCAAAUUAAAAUUGCAAUAUAAAGAAAUCGCUUUAUCUGGGUGAGUUUGACCUACGUGACCAAGUUUGGAAAAGAGUGCUGGCAAGGAUGUGGAGAAUGAGGAAUUCUGGUCUAACAUUUAUGGAAAAGACUAUGAGGAGUCAUUUCAAAACUCUAAAUGAAAUGUUGACUGUUGACCCUGCAGACACCCUGGUAGGCAUUUACUCCAAGGAUAUUGAAACAAUGAUUUGAAAGGACACAUGCCCCCCCCCCUUUGUUUAUACCAUUAUUCAUACUAGCCAGACUAUGGAAUCAACUUUAAUGCCCUUUGAUAGAUGAUUAGUUAAACUGUGGAGCAUACAAUCAGUGGAAUACCAGUUUGCCAUUGGGAAGUGACAGUCUCUUUUGGGGCAAAAAGGAUUGAAUUGUACAUGGUUAUACCUAGAAAAUAGGUUAAAAA